AUGUUGUUUGACGGAGCCACGAAUGAAGUAGGGCAUGGUAUAGGGACUAUUUUGAUAUCUCCUGAUAAGAAGUUGUAUCCUCUAACUGCUAAGUUAUACUUUGAUUACACGAAUAACAUGGCUCAGUAUAAAGCAUGCAGUAUGGGGGUUCGAAUGGCUUAUGACAUGAAGAUUAGAAAGUUGCAAGUUUAUGGGGAUUCUCUUUUGGUAGUACAUCAACUAAAUAGGGAGUGGGAGACAAGAAACUCUAAGUUGAUUCCUUAUAACAAGUAUAUUCGAGAAUUGACCCAAGCUUUUAAGUCAAUCACAUUCGAGCAUGUCCCACGCGAAAAUAACCAAGUUGUAGAUGCAUUGGCCAUUCUAUCUGCCAUGUUUAAUAUGGCUUAUAAUGAAGAAACUCAACCAAUAAGUAUUGAGAAGCGUGAAGCGUCGGCACACUACAUGAGUAUUGAGCAAGAAUCCGACGAGAAGUCUUGGUAUUGA
Benincasa hispida (wax gourd) is the source of this 483-nucleotide messenger RNA. The record is from RefSeq and is a predicted model, not a curated record. NCBI's taxonomy places the organism in Eukaryota, Viridiplantae, Streptophyta, Magnoliopsida, Cucurbitales, Cucurbitaceae.